AUCGGCCCAUGUUCAAAAACUCCAAUGGUUCAAUUUCUUAUGUCACGUCCAGAUUGGGAAUUCCAUCACGCCUCGUCCUCUCCGUCCCGACCAGAAUCAUCGCUUCUUCCUGCUCCGGCGAUAUCCGCCGCCGCCUGCGGUCCGGCCGAGAUGGGGAGCACUUCCUCUAUGCUCACCCAAUACGAUAUCGAGGAGGUCCAGGACCAUUGUAACCACGCAUUCUCGCAGCAGGAGAUCGUAUCGCUGUACCACCGCUUCUGCCAGCUCGACCGUAACGGUGGUGGCUUCGUCUCCGCUGACGAGUUCAUGUCGGUCCCUGAGUUCGCCGUAAAUCCCCUCUCCCAGAGGCUCCUGAGGAUGCUGGAUGGGCUCAACUUCAAGGAGUUUGUAGCAUUUUUGUCAGCUUUUAGCCCCCGCACAAGCCUGCAGCAAAAGAUUGAAUUUAUUUUCAGGGUUUAUGAUACUGACUGCAACGGGAAGGUUGCUUUUGAUGACAUCUUGAGCAUCUUGCGAGAUCUGACAGGUUCAUUUAUGACAGAGCAACAGAGACAGAUUAUUGGCAAUUCUGAGCUCAAGAUGGAGGUUGAAGUUCCUAUUGACUAAAAACCUAACAAGCAUCAUCUAGUUGCUUCAGGCCUGUAUCUUCAUUUGUGUUAAAUUAAGUAGAUGGUAUAUUUAUAUCCUUGCAACUCAAAUCAUGAUCAGAGAUGUAAUUAAGGAAACAUAUGUACCUGCUAUUUGGAGGUUUAGUUGGCUCGCACUUAUACACAACGCUUGUUAUACGCCGUGAUAUCUUCCAGAUAACCUUACGGAUGUAAGGUUCACUACAAAUGUGUCAAAAAAAAUUAAAUGAUCAAGGCAUUACUGAA
Messenger RNA from Zea mays, 869 nucleotides. Its product is annotated as calcineurin subunit B. NCBI's taxonomy places the organism in Eukaryota, Viridiplantae, Streptophyta, Magnoliopsida, Poales, Poaceae. The record is from RefSeq and is a predicted model, not a curated record. Gene Ontology annotation, molecular function: calcium ion binding. The transcript is spliced from 5 exons. Bases 25 to 603 code for a protein of 192 amino acids.